GUUACUCCGUUCGAGUCAGUGUCGCGCUACACUUGGGCUGUAGUAGUUCGGAGGAUUUUUUUUCCAAUUUUUCAAAAUAACAUUAUAUUAUUAAAAAUAAUUAGGAGAAGAAAAAAUUCCGCAUUUUGACAAUUCGUAUGUGAUACAAUCAAAGUUCUUUUUUUUCAAAUUAAAUGGCGCGAGUGCUGUCGUUAAAUACAUGUGUGAACGUGUGUUAUUAAAAAUUUUUUUUUUCAAAAUCCAAAUUUCGUGCGUGUAAAUUUUUUUAAUAUGUGGACAACUGCAAAUAGAUAGUUUUUUUUUUCGCGUGUGCCAAAAGAAAAUUUUUUUGUUUGUGUUCCAUUAAUUUUUGUUUUUUGGAGUUAAAUAUUUUGUGUAGUUGACCUACAAGAUCUGAUGAACAAAAUUUUUCUAUGAUAAGACGCUUAAAAUCCCCACCCGAAGUCAGAAAGUAUAGCAUCGACCAAAAAUUUCGACGUGCGAUAGGAACAAAAGGGAAUAAAUAAAUGAUUGCCUCGUCUUUUAUUUCUUAAAUAAAAAAAGAUAAAUCUUGAAGAAAUAAAAAAGAAAAAAAAGGUUUUUGAACAAAGACCAGUAUACGAAUGUUCACGAGAACUCGGCAAAGUGGUCAUGUGGAUACGUUAAAUACAAGGAUCGAUAUUAUUGAAUACGAGAGAAGGACGGUGAAAUUUCCGAACGAUUCUCUCUCAUCAUUUUGGUGAAAUUCUCAAAGCCAAUUAGCGUCAUUGUCACGAUUGUGAAGUGAAACGAAAAGUAAUCGGUGAGGAAUCUUGAGAGUUUCCAAAGAGUCUCUUUCAAGGUAUGAUGAACCCCAGAGUGUCUUUACUCUGGCUUGGGAUUUUGUUGGUUGUCUCAGCGGAUCCGGAACCAGAGCCACGACCUCGACCAAAACCAAUUUACACACAGGAUUUUGUUGUUCAUGUGCCUGCUGGAAAAAAAGUUGCCACUGCCAUUGCUGAGAAACAUGGAUUUCAAUUUCAAGGACAGAUUGGCGCUUUGACCAACUACUUUCAUUUAUCUCACGAGCGGCUGAGAAAACGAUCCCCUGCUCCAAGCGAUUAUCAUAAUAAAAAACUCAGUGAUGAGCCGGAGGUGCAUUGGGUACAGCAGCAACAUGAAAAGAAACGAAAGAAGCGCGACUUUCACGGUACUACAUAUACAUUUUCCGAAUACCCACAUUUCUUGGACCGAUUUGGUACGCAACAACGAUCCUUUGCCCAUCGACAAAGAAAUCGAGAAAUUUCUGUUCAAAAUUUAUUUCCCGAUCCUCUCUAUAAAGAGGAAUGGUAUAUGAAUGGUGGAUCGAAGGAUGGUUACGAUAUGAACGUGGCACCCGCCUGGGAGAGAGGUUACACAGGAAAAGGUGUUGUGGUUUCAAUUUUGGAUGAUGGAAUUCAAACAAACCAUCCAGAUCUUGCCGCGAAUUACGAUCAGAAUGCCAGUUAUGAUAUCAAUGGGAAUGAUGAUGAUCCCAUGCCAAGGGACAAUGGUGACAACAAACAUGGUACAAGAUGUGCCGGUGAAGUUGCUGCCGUAGCCUUUAACCAAUACUGUGGUGUUGGUGUUGCAUACAAUGCCAGUAUAGGAGGAGUUAGAAUGCUGGACGGAACAGUAAACGACGCGGUAGAGGCAAAAGCCCUGGGAUUGAAUCCUGAUCAUAUUGACAUCUAUAGUGCAUCCUGGGGACCGGAAGACGACGGGAAAACUGUUGAUGGCCCGGGUCCUCUUGCUAGACGUGCCUUCAUUUAUGGAGUCACAAGCGGUCGUCAGGGGAAGGGUUCGAUAUUUGUGUGGGCAUCAGGAAAUGGAGGUAGACACACGGACUGUUGCAAUUGUGAUGGUUACACGAACAGCAUCUUUACCCUCUCGAUAUCGAGUGCCACUCAGGGUGGCUACAAGCCUUGGUACUUAGAGGAAUGUAGCUCAACAUUGGCCUCGACCUAUUCCUCUGGGUCACCCGGUAAUGACAAGAGCAUCGCAACCGUUGAUAUGGAUGGCAAACUACGACCGGAUCACAUAUGCACCGUCGAGCACACUGGUACAUCAGCGUCGGCACCAAUUGCCGCUGGCAUCACCGCUUUGGCACUUGAGGCAAAUCCCUCUCUAACUUGGAGGGAUAUGCAGUAUCUUGUGGUACUGACAUCAAGAUCCGCGCCCCUUGAGAAAGAAUCUGGCUGGGUUCUUAAUGGGGUCAAGAGGAAAGUCUCUCAUAAAUUCGGUUACGGUCUGAUGGACGCUGGUGCCAUGGUUAAUUUGGCUGAGCAAUGGACCAACGUUCCGCCGCAGCAUAUUUGCAAAUCCCCUGAGCACAUCAAGGAGCAGCCGAUCGACCCGACCUACGGUUAUUCACUUACUGUUUCCAUGGACGUCAACGGAUGCGCCGGGACGCCCAACGAGGUUCAAUUCCUUGAACACGUCCAGUGUAAGGUCUCCCUCAGAUUCUUCCCUCUAGGAAAUCUCAAGCUCCUCCUGACCUCGCCAAUGGGAACAACAUCCACUCUUCUCUUUGAGCGACCACGUGAUAUAUUCAACUUCAAAUUUGACGACUGGCCCUUCCUCAGCGUCCACUUCUGGGGUGAGAAGGCCGCCGGGCGUUGGACUUUACAAGUCAUCAACGCCGGUAGACGUCACGUCCAGAAACCAGGAAUUCUGCAGAGAUGGCAACUGAUCUUUUAUGGAACGGCAACGAAUCCGAUAAGGAUAAGAUCUCAUCAAUUUAAUCCGGUACAAACGGCUUCUCAAGCAUAUUCCUCCUCUGUAGAAUAUCCAUUUUUCUUUGAUCAACAUCGCCCUGUGGACGAAUUUCGCGAUACCGACUUCUUUGCACGGUCUGGCUUUCAGGGAUACCAGGGUCCAUACACGGGUGCCGCCUCCAAUGUUGAAGCCUCAGUGACGACUCUCGAUGGCGCAUCCAAUCCACUUUUGACGAAUCGACUGCCUGGAGAUCUUUCUCCAUCGGACGAUUCCUUUGAUUCGGGAAAGAAAAUUCGACAGCAUGACUGUGAUCCACAGUGCGAUAAUCAAGGAUGCUAUGGUAAAGGGCCAACUCAAUGUGUCGCCUGCAAAAGUUAUCGACUCGACAAUACAUGCAUAAGUCGAUGUCCUCCAAGAAGUUUUCCAAAUCAAGCCGGAGUCUGUUGGCCAUGUCACGAGUCCUGUGAAACUUGCGCAGGUGCUGGACAGGAUUCAUGCCUGUCCUGUGCUCCGGCUCAUCUUCGAGUUACAGAUUUGGCCAUUUGUCUACAACAAUGUCCUGAGGGCUACUAUGAAAAUACCGAAAAUAGUACAUGUGUACCGUGCGAGGCAAAUUGUGCAAGCUGUCAAGAAAGACCGGAUCACUGCACCAGUUGUGAGAAUCAUCUCGUUAUGUAUGGGAAUAAGUGCUUUGCAGCAUGUCCCCUCUACACCUACGAAACACAAGAUUACAACUGUGUUCCUUGUCAUUCCACUUGCGAGACGUGUAAUGGCACCGGAGAAAAUCAAUGCAUCAGAUGUCGUCCGGGACUCUACGUUCUCAAUGGACGUUGCACAAAUUCAUGUCCAAAUGGAUACAGUGCAGAUAAAAAGUAUCGUGAAUGUAUUCCAUGUCCGGCACAUUGUGCAAGUUGUGAUUCAUCAAAAUGCACCAGCUGUAUUUCCGGAUGGAGUUUUAACAAGAAAGAGGAAUGCAUACCAGACACUCGAUCUCGUUGUGAUAGUUCCGAGUUUUAUGAAGCAGGACAUUGCAAGCCUUGUCACUCGACGUGCGAGACUUGUGUCGGCCCUACGGAGGACUACUGCAUUUCCUGUCAGAAUCCGUUACUCCUUCAAGGUAGACGGUGUGUCGCCCAAUGUGACGACGGUUACUAUUCCAAGGUGCAACCAUCGGGACCAAUUUGCGCUCCUUGUCUACAGACGUGUAAGACUUGCGUUUCUGAAAUGAAUUGUACGACUUGUCAAGAAUCCUUACAACUACAGAGCGGUGAAUGCCGUUCCUCUUGUGCCGAAGGUUAUUACAGUGACAGGGGUCAAUGUGCCAAAUGUUAUCUUUCUUGUAAAACUUGCUCGGGACCAAGGAGAGAUCAAUGCGUCAGCUGCCCCACGGCGUGGCAAUUGGCAUCGGGUGAAUGUCACCCCGAAUGUCCAGAGGGGGACUUCAAGAGUGAAUUUGGCUGUCGAAAAUGUCAUCAUUAUUGCAAAACUUGUAAAGGAGAGGGACCAUUGGAAUGCACAUCUUGUCCACCGCGAUCAAUGUUGGAAGGUGGAUUAUGUAUGGAGUGUCUUGGAGGACAGUAUUACGAUUCUCAAACACAACUCUGUAAAACAUGUCACGAGACUUGUCGCACAUGUACAGGUCCAGGAAAAUACAACUGUGCAUCAUGUGCAAAACCGCUGCAUUUACACAAACUUAAUAAUCAAUGUGUACUCUGUUGUGCAGCUAAUGAAAAGAAAGCUGAAAAUGAUGAAUGCUGCCUCUGCGAUCCUGAUACCGGUGGCUGCAGGAAUAGUUCGCCGGCUGGAAAAAGAAGAGUGCCAGGCACUGAAUUGUCGUCGUUAGAUACGUUAGAAGUGGAAAGUGCAGCACAAUAUGGCAACACUCACAAUUUGGAUGUUGAUUCAUUGAAUACAUCCGCAAUGACAGUCAUGACCCUUGGUAUUUUUAUUUGCAUGGCUUCAGUCACUUUAUUUGUGAGUGUAUUCGGCGUACUUCAGUUACUGUCCAGAAGAAGAGAAGUUUCAAUGGGAUACACUCAGCUGGCUGUAAGAGUGGAACAUUUGGACGACAUAGACGUCGAUGAUACAACCGAGCUUAUGACGUAGUUCUUUUAAAGAAAGUGUUGUCAUCCCAUGCCGGAAGUAACAUCAGUGGUUGACGAAAGAAAAUACCAACAAAAAAAAAACUGAAAAAAAAGAAUGUCCUACUCGAGAACAGGCUUUUCGGAACAAUGGGAGGCAUUUCGUUUUAGAAAACUCCUUCAAAACCUUUAAGCCUUAUUCCAGCUUCGAGUGAAAGUGAUUGUUUCUUUUAAAAAAAAGAAAAUACAAACUUCACAUUAAAGAAAAAAGAACAAAAAAAAAUUUCGAGUGAUUGUGCUUAAAAAAAAAUUGCGUCAUAUGUCUUUGUACAGAAGUGAAAAAAAUGUGUAUGAGUGAAUAAAAUAUGUAUGUCUGUAAAUAUUAUUGCGCUGCGUUCGAGCCAACGAACAAACAGAAGAAAAAUGAAAUUUGAUUUAUAAAUCAAUGAAAAGCUCGCACGAAGUGCAAAAUUUGUAAGUAGAAAUAAUUUCGGUCAGUGUUUAUCUGUCCGAUUUUUACGAGUUAGGUAAAUCGAUGCACAGAAAUGGAUUUCAGUUCGUGAUUAUAGAUGAAUUGGAUCAGAGAAAAGCAUCAACGACAAAACGAUGAAGGCAGAAAAAGAAACAAUUUUUUUGCAAAAGAGGGUGAAAGACGGUGUUAAGUGCCUGAUUAGUGACACCUUUUAACCCUCCUUCCCCCUUUCCCGUCCUUCGAUCGUCUUUUUUAUUCUGCCAAAUACCUUCCCCUAGUGAAAUAUUAGCACGCGUACUCUUAUCGUGGAGAGUUUAUCGGAAUUGGAAUAAAAAAAAAAUGUUUGGCUUCCUUUAUAAUAUUUCUCCUAAUUUAAAAAAAAGUACUAACUUCUUUUUUUCAUUAAUUAAAUUAAUUAAUUUAAAUGUGAAUCAUUAAGAAAUUUAUAUUUUUAAAAAUUCCUGUAUUUUUUACUAAAUUUAGUUAAUAUUAGGUGAAAUAUAAUAUAGGGGAAGCAUUUCUCUUCCUUUGUAUUGUUUCAUUGACAAAACAUGGGGAAAACUCUUUAAAGAAAGAGUUGAUAAAAAAAAAGUGUGAAUGAAAACGAUUCUGGUCCUCCAUCGCAAUAAUUGUAAAGUCAUCGUCCCUUUGUAUAUUUGUAUGAAUGAACGUGACGAUGCUGAGAGAAUUAAUCUAGGGUUAAAGGGAAGGAUAUCGAGCGUUUAAGAACUUAUGAAAAGAAGGUAAGGCAAAUAAGUCGGAAUAUUAAAAUUUUUUUUAUUUCUACUCUUUCAUGACUCUUGUUAAUUUUUUUUUUUAAACUAUUUUUUAUUAAUUUGACUUUCUUUUUUAUAUGCCAUAAUUUUUCAAAACCGACUAUA
Molecule: messenger RNA, 6149 nt
Organism: Leptopilina heterotoma
Lineage: Eukaryota; Metazoa; Arthropoda; Insecta; Hymenoptera; Figitidae
Gene: Fur2
Product: furin-like protease 2
Exons: 16
Coding region: 823-4821 (1332 amino acids)
Biological process (GO): protein processing
Cellular component (GO): Golgi membrane; trans-Golgi network
Molecular function (GO): serine-type endopeptidase activity
Source: RefSeq, a predicted model, not a curated record